Molecule: messenger RNA, 900 nt
Organism: Fulvia fulva
Lineage: Eukaryota; Fungi; Ascomycota; Dothideomycetes; Mycosphaerellales; Mycosphaerellaceae
Product: Exosome complex component rrp45
Exons: 2
Coding region: 1-900 (299 amino acids)
Biological process (GO): exonucleolytic trimming to generate mature 3'-end of 5.8S rRNA from tricistronic rRNA transcript (SSU-rRNA, 5.8S rRNA, LSU-rRNA); nuclear polyadenylation-dependent rRNA catabolic process; TRAMP-dependent tRNA surveillance pathway
Cellular component (GO): nuclear exosome (RNase complex); cytoplasmic exosome (RNase complex)
Source: RefSeq, a predicted model, not a curated record
AUGCCACGCGAAGCAGAUCCAUCCAACAACGAGCGCGAGUUCCUGCUCGCGGCGCUGCGCGAGAAUGUGCGACUGGAUGGACGUGCUUUCGACCAGUUCCGCGACGUGCAGCUGGCGUUUGGCGAGGAAUACGGCGUCGCAGAUGUGCGGGUGGGCAAGACGAGAGUAAUGGUCAACAUCUCCGCCGAGGUUGUGACCCCCUACCCAGACCGGAAGUUCGACGGCGUCUUCAUCAUCUCCACCGAACUCAGUCCCAUCGCCAGUCCAGCAUUCGAAGUAGGCCGACAAGACCAGACUGAGGUCCUGCUCUCGCGUAUCCUGGAGAAGACGAUCCGACGAUCUGGUGCCCUCGACACGGAGAGCUUGUGCAUCAUCGCAGGCUCCAAGUGCUGGCACAUCCGCGCCGACAUCCACGUCCUCGACCACGAUGGAAACAUCGUAGACGUCUGCUGCAUCGCGCUGAUAGCCGCAUUGAUGCACUUCCGCAGACCGGACCACGAGAUCCAUGGCGAAGAAGUCACAGUCUACGGACUACGAGAACGAGAACCAGUCAAGCUCCAGAUGCAGCAUCAGCCCUUCUGCAUCACAACAUCGUACUACGAAGGUGGCGAGGUCAUGAUACAUGAUGCCACCUUACUGGAAGAGCAGUGCAGAGAAGGCGAAAUCAUCAUCAGCGUCAACCGCUUCGGCGAGGUCUGCCAGAUUGCAAAGUUAGGCGGCACACCUGUGGAUGGUCUGAGCAUUUUGACUUGCACGAAUAUGGCAGUGGAGAAGGCAAAGAUGCUGGACAAGCUUGUCAAGGCGCAGCUAGAAGAGGAUGAGAAGGAGAGGGACAAGGGUGGACUGAUGGCAGAGUUGAGCGCGGAGAAUGAUAGGCCGCAGCAGCAACCUAUUGGAUGA